GGAAAAUCGCGAAAUAUGGGCAGUCACGGACGCAGCAGCAGAAGAAAGGAGGCGCCGUCGUCUUCCUCCAAGAGUCGCCGCAGAAGAAGAUCCGACGACUCCGAUUCCGCGUCGUAUACCGAGCCCGAUGAUUCCGACAGCCACGACUCCUCCCCGGCGAGGAGCUCCAGGAAGCGCAAGGAACGAAUCAGUCGCAGAAAGAGCAGCCGUCGGAAGGACUCCGACGACGAGUCGUACGACAGCGAUGAGAGCGAGGAACGUGACCGCAAGACGAAGCGAUCGUCGAAGAACGUUACGGAGGAGCAAAUCGCUGAGUACUUGGCUAAGAAGGCACAGAAGAAGGCAGCUCGAGUAGCCAAGAAGAUAAAAUCAAAGACGGUUUCGGGUUACUCGAAUGAUUCGAAUCCCUUUGGCGAUUCCAAUCUCAAUGAGAUGUUUGUAUGGCGAAAGAAGAUUGAGCGUGAUGUGUCACAUGGUGUUCCGCUUGACGAGUUUUCAGUUAAGGCUGAAAGAAAAAGACAGAGAGAAAGAAUGGCAGAGAUUGAAAAGGUCAAGAAAAGAAGGGAAGAAAGGGCACUUGAGAAAGCACAACAUGAGGAAGAAAUGGCACUGCUAGCCAGAGAACGUGCUCGGGCUGAGUUCCAAGACUGGGAGAAAAAAGAAGAAGAGUUCCACUUCGACCAAAGCAAAGUCAGGUCAGAGAUCAGAUUGCGUGAAGGGCGUAUUAAGCCAAUUGAUGUACUGUCUAAACAUCUGAAUGGCUCAGAUGACUUUGAGAUUGAGAUAGACGAGCCAUAUAUGGUCUUCAUGGGAUUGACUGUAAAGGAAAUGGAAGAGCUUCGAGAUGACAUCAAAAUGCACCUUGAUUUGGACAGGGCAACAGAAACACAUGUGAAGUACUGGGAGGCACUUUUAGUGGUUUGUGAUUGGGAGCUAGCUGAAGGUCGGAAAAAAGAUGCAAUAGAUCGAGCUAAGGUUCGUGGAGAGGAACCUCCUGCUGAGUUGCUUGCAGAACAAAGAGGCUUGCAUACUAGCGUUGAAGCAGAUGUCAAGAACCUCUUGGAAGGAAAGACCUUCAGGGAAUUAGAGGAAUUACAGUCCAAAAUUGAGUCAGAAAUGCGUUCUGGAACAGCCAAGGUUGUUGAGUAUUGGGAGGCUGUUCUCACACGCCUCCAUAUAUUCAAGGCCAAGGCUUGUUUGAAAGAAAUCCAUGCUAAAAUGUUGCACAAGCAUUUGCAACGGCUUCAGAAACGGGAGGAUGGUGAAAAGAACUUGGAUAGGGUUCAUGAUUCACAGCCUGAAGAGGAGGAGAGUGAGUCUGAUGUCAAAGAUGCUCAAGCAUUUUCUCCAGAAUCCAUGGAGGAGGAGAUUCAUGUGGCUGAGGAAGAGGCUGGGUCAUUUUCACCAGAGCUGUUGCAUGGAGAUGAAAAUGAGGAAGUAAUCGACCCUGAAGAGGACAGGGCUAUACUGGAAAGGAAGCGUGUAGCUGUGUUAGAAGAACAACAGAGGCGGAUUCAAGAAGCUAUGACAUCAAAGCCAGCUCCACCAGAAGAUAAUUUUGAGAUGAAGGCCAUGAAAUUCAUGGGAGAAAUGGUUGAAGGAGAUGCAGUUCUUGGCACGGGUUCUGAAGUGAACCUUGACUCACAGGUAUACUGGUGGCAUGACAAGUACCGACCUAGAAAGCCGAAAUAUUUCAACCGUGUUCACACCGGAUACGAGUGGAACAAGUACAAUCAGACUCACUAUGAUCAUGAUAACCCUCCUCCAAAGAUUGUGCAAGGAUACAAGUUCAACAUCUUCUAUCCGGACCUUGUUGACAAGACGAAGGCCCCACAUUAUACGAUAGAGAAGGAUGGCAACAGCAGUGAGACAUGCAUUAUAAGGUUCCAUGCAGGGCCACCCUACGAGGACAUUGCGUUCCGGAUAGUAAACAAAGAAUGGGAAUACUCACACAAAAAGGGGUUCAAAUGCACAUUUGAACGUGGAAUUUUGCACGUAUACUUCAACUUCAAACGACACCGCUAUCGUAGGUGAUGUGUUGGUAGGUUUGUUACUUUUCAUUCCGAAGCUGACAUAUAUAAACAGUUUGAUCGAAUCUUGAUUAAUUUUCCUUCUGUGUACUAUAAGAUUUUUUGAGUUUAAUUGACGUGUAGUCACAAUGCUGCCAUAUGGGCAUGUAUAAUAUGCGGGCAACGGUUCGUUUAACCUUAGUUGAGAACUCAGUUAAAAGAACAAGAGUAUGGAUACCUUGCUUUUGUUUUGCA
Molecule: messenger RNA, 2264 nt
Organism: Pyrus x bretschneideri (Chinese white pear)
Lineage: Eukaryota; Viridiplantae; Streptophyta; Magnoliopsida; Rosales; Rosaceae
Product: cactin
Exons: 13
Coding region: 16-2034 (672 amino acids)
Biological process (GO): mRNA cis splicing, via spliceosome
Cellular component (GO): spliceosomal complex; cytoplasm
Molecular function (GO): protein binding
Source: RefSeq, a predicted model, not a curated record